GCGUUUAUCCUUAGCAUAGGAGUUUUUAAGUUUUAAAAUUAGGGAAGUUCAACAUUUUAAAUUAUUAAUUUACACAAAAUUCAAAUUUUGUUGCUGACCUGGAUAAAAAGUUGGCCGUCAUAGAUGUCAUACGCCUCUCCUGUUGAAAAAACUUGCAAGCUGCCAGACAACUUUUUAAUAUCUGAACACUGAAUGAGCGCUUGCUAAUGUCUGUCUUAAGUGGGCGUAGUCCGCAGCUAAAAACUUGAUUUCCCAACAGAAGCUUAGCAAAAAAAUUCAACAGUUGCAUCGUCAAGUGUUUUUUUUUUAAAUCAGUUUCAGAAGUUGAACACGAAAAAAAAUCCGUGCUCAAACGUCCCGGGGUACUCGGCGGAGCACUGCAUUUCCGAGUGCUUUCAAAGUGCAGUCGCUGCGGUCGUAAAAUGCAGGCUGCCAUUUAUGAAUGCAGGUGAGUCGAGUGCAGACACUUUUCGCGUAAUGAGAUAUUUGUGCUCGGCUUUCAAAUGCACCGUAGCAAGAGACAACAACAGCCUCGUCCUCAGCGAUUGCAACAACCCAAAUGACUACGCCGAAGCGAAUAAUGUACUUGACAACAUGCUGUUCUUUGGAGGCUGGAGAAAGCUCGACUGCAACUGCUUGCACAAAUGCCAAGAGACCACCUUCCUCAGCUACCCUGAAAGCACGGCCUUUGAAAAAAAUAGAACUCGUAUUCGUGUCUUUUACGCGGAGCUUGCGUAUGAAGUCAUCCAAGAGGAAUACGCGUACACAAUGAUCGCUCUAUUGUGCGACAUCGGCGGCACGCUGGGCCUGUUGAUGGGAGCCUCGGUGCUGACCGUGUGCGAGCUGCUUGAGGUUGCUUGGUCGCGGCUGCUGCGGCUGUUCUGUUUGUCCAAGAAUGCAACCGAGCAGCCCAUCUUGUCCGUAAUCAGGGUGAAGCCGGUCGCUGCGGUGCCCAGGCUGCAGCAGCAAGUGGACUUCAUGCGGCAGGCCGCGAUCUACUCAAGCAAUGAGAAACCUGCGAAAAAUGGUAAUUUUCAAAGAUUCGAGAACUCUAGUUUUGGAUAGAAAAUUUUAUUUCAUUGAAAAAAUACGCCCGAUGAGGGUGAAUUUCAAGACAGAAUGUUGUAAA
Cloeon dipterum is the source of this 1129-nucleotide messenger RNA. RefSeq names its product acid-sensing ion channel 4-like. The record is from RefSeq and is a predicted model, not a curated record. Gene Ontology annotation, cellular component: plasma membrane. The transcript has 2 exons. Gene Ontology annotation, molecular function: ligand-gated sodium channel activity. Bases 439 to 1065 code for a protein of 208 amino acids. Lineage: Eukaryota; Metazoa; Arthropoda; Insecta; Ephemeroptera; Baetidae. Gene Ontology annotation, biological process: sodium ion transmembrane transport.